AUCGUCCAUUGAACUCCCUUUUUUUCUCUUAACCACUGCUAGCGGGAUGCGGAGGAAGUUCCUCUGCGCUCUUUCUUAAGCUUUCGCUCCCUCUAGAUCUGAAGCGAUUUCCGGCGAAGACUAAGGUAUACGCUUAAGGGCUUGUUAUACAUUUAAAAAAUGGCAUUGGGAAGGAAUCAACGGUCUGAUAGUAGGAGUUCAUCUUCGUAUUGCUCAACAGCAACGCUUGUUGUGUUUGUAGCUCUAUGUUUGGUGGGUGUUUGGAUGAUGACGUCAUCCACUGUUGUACCAAUAGAGUUGUCCUCAUCUGGCAAAUCAGAAGUGACAGAUGAAAAUUCAGAGACAGUUGCAAAGCCCUUUGAAGAUAUUUCUAAGGUUUCUCCUAAAGAUACAACACAACAUGAUAUUCAAUCCAAAGGAGAUACAACUUCUAGCAAAACUAUUUCUGAGGCUUCCAAGGAUCAGAAUGUUUCAGGAAAUUCAGAAGACAGCACUGCUGAAUCAACCAAUGUCGAGAAGGAUGACUCACUUGAUACAACAAAACCUCAGACCUAUAGCGAUGAGAGUGGGACAGGUGAAGGUGGUGAAGUAGCAAAGACAGCUGAAGACAUAGCCACGGAGAGUGGUGGAAAUGAUUCAGGAGUUCAAAAGAACGGACAAGGUAGCAACACAAUAGAAACCAUGAAUACUGAGAUAGGAGGAAACCAGGAGCAAAAUUCUAAUCGAGGAACAAGUUCUGAGAAAAAUAAUAAUUCCGAACAAAGCUCUAAUAGAGUUAUAGGCAAUGAUCAACAGUCAGCUAAUAAGGACAAGAAUUCUGCAGAAUCUCAAUUAGAACAAUCAGAUAAUGUGAACAACUCUGAGGAAACUAUUGGAGAUGAGCAAGAACCUGAAAGUGGGAAGAAUUCCAGUGAAACAAGCAGUGAUGAGCAACAACAAUCUGAUGAUUUGAAGAAUUCAGAGCAGGUGGAGAAAUCUGAUGAUGAUGAUGCUAAGGUCGAGAAAGAUCAGGGGUGGAUAAAGGAGAAGGUGGAACAAAAUCAAGAUAUGGAGGCUGAAAAAGCUGAUGUUGAAAAUAAAACUGACAGUCAGCCAAAGGACCAGGCUGUGAAUGAUGUCUUUCCUGAUGGAGCGCAAGCAGAUCUGCUUAAUGAGACGAAUACACAAAAUGGGGCUUGGCCUACACAAUCUGCAGAAUCAAGGAAUGAGAAAGAGGUUCAAGCAUCCUCAUCGACAGUGACACAAUAUAGCUGGAAACUUUGUAAUGUCACUGCUGGGUCGGAUUACAUUCCAUGCCUUGAUAAUGAGGAAGCCAUCAAAAAGCUUCGAUCCACAAAACACUUUGAACAUCGGGAAAGGCAUUGCCCUAAGGAGGGUCCAGAUUGUCUUGUUCCUCUUCCAAAAGGCUACCGUAAGCCAAUUGAGUGGCCUACUAGUAGAGAAAAGAUAUGGUACUACAAUGUCCCUCAUACUCAGCUCGCAGUUGUCAAGGGACACCAAAAUUGGGUGAAAGUUAGUGGAGAAUAUCUAAUUUUCCCUGGGGGUGGAACUCAAUUCAAAAAUGGCGCUCUUCACUACAUUGAUUUCAUCCAAGAGUCAAUGCCUGAUAUAGCAUGGGGAAAACGGAGUCGUGUCGUCUUGGAUGUUGGUUGUGGAGUUGCCAGCUUUGGAGGAUAUCUUUUUGACAGAGAUACACUAACCAUGUCUUUUGCUCCAAAAGAUGAGCACGAAGCUCAAGUGCAAUUUGCUCUUGAAAGAGGAAUUCCAGCCAUAUCAGCUGUUAUGGGCACCACAAGGCUACCAUUCCCUGGCGGGGUCUUUGAUGUUAUUCAUUGUGCUCGUUGUAGAGUUCCAUGGCACACUGAAGGUGGUAUGCUUUUAUUAGAGCUGAAUCGGUUGCUACGUCCCGGUGGUUACUUUGUGUGGUCUGCUACUCCAGUUUACCGAAAGGUACAAGCAGAUCAGGAGAUAUGGAAUGCCAUGUCUGCAUUGACAAAAUCCAUGUGCUGGGAAAUGGUUGCCAAAAGGUGGGAUGCCCUAAACGAAGUGGGUUUGGCAAUCUAUAGAAAACCAUCAAACAACACCUGCUAUGAAUCAAGAAAGCAGAACAACCCCCCUAUCUGCCAAGAACAUGACGAUCCAAAUGCAGUCUGGAAUAUUCGCCUGCAAGCGUGUAUGCACAAGUUGCCUAGUGAUCCUGCUGUACGUGGUACACAUUGGCCUGAUUAUUGGCCACAAAGGUUGGAGAAAACUCCUUAUUGGCUAAGCGGCUCGCAGGUUGGUGUUUAUGGAAAGCCUACCCCUGAGGACUUCCAAGAAGAUUAUAAGCAUUGGAAAAAGGUUGUUGGCAGUUCAUACUUGAAUGGAAUGGGUAUAAACUGGUCCACGGUUAGAAAUGUCAUGGACAUGAGAUCAGUAUAUGGCGGUUUUGCUGCAGCCUUGCGAGACAUGAAGGUUUGGGUUAUGAAUGUUGUAUCUAUUGAUUCACAAGACACACUUCCUGUCAUUUAUGAACGUGGGCUUUUUGGAAUAUAUCAUGAUUGGUGUGAAUCGUUUAGCACCUAUCCUAGAACAUACGAUCUCCUUCAUGCAGAUCACAUAUUUUCCAUGAUAAAAAAGAGGUGCAAAAUACUUCCAGUGUUUGUGGAAGUUGACAGAUUACUUAGACCAGAAGGUAAGCUUAUAGUUAGGGAUACAAAGGAAAUCAUCAAGGAGUUGGAGGAAAUUGCAAGAUCCUUAAGCUGGGAGAUCAGAUUGACUUUUGCUAAGGAGAGUGAGGGUCUCCUCUGUGUGCAGAAGACAAAGUGGCGGCCGAACUAAGUCGAGUCAAAUACAAUUUCAUAGGAAAAGCAGCCAGCAAAAAGCAAGAAAAUUGUUGCUGCUUUCUUUCUCUCUAUUUCAUUCAAAAUCUAUCUGGGAAAUUUUAGUUUUGUAAAAGUAGAAUGGAAAUUGUGAUUGAGAAAAUGGUAUUUUAAAAUUCUCUUCCAGAAGAGGUAGAAAAAUAUCAGCUGUUCUCAGCUGGAGUGUUCCUUUUGGAUCGUUGUAGUUGUUUGCAAAAUUAGCGAGAAAAUUGUUGUGAUGGAAGUAAAAUUUUUGAAAUUUGUUGUUGAUAUGAUGGAAAAAUUAUUAUGUUCGGACACCGGACUCCGGAGUACAAUGAAAAUGCGCCACAUCACCCAAUACUGAGCAGUAUUGAGCCUCGGUACUCAAUACCGAAUGACGCGGCACAUUUUCAUUGAGUUCUGUACGGAGUUCGGCAUCCGCACAGAAUAAUUACUCGACACGAGGAGUAUAUUACCUCAUAUAAAUUUUAUACCAGUAAGGUUUCUACUGGUUCUGUCUGAUCAAGGGUGUAAUCAAUUUGUUGUAAAUGUUGAUGCUGUGUUGGGUUCAGUCUUUGAAUGCUUUUUGAAUAUUUGAUUGAAUAUUUGAAGCUCUACA
This is a messenger RNA of Dendrobium catenatum, 3441 nucleotides long. RefSeq names its product probable methyltransferase PMT24. NCBI's taxonomy places the organism in Eukaryota, Viridiplantae, Streptophyta, Magnoliopsida, Asparagales, Orchidaceae. Gene Ontology annotation, molecular function: methyltransferase activity. Gene Ontology annotation, cellular component: endosome; cytoplasm; trans-Golgi network. The record is from RefSeq and is a predicted model, not a curated record. The coding region runs from base 160 to 2820 and encodes 886 amino acids. The transcript has 9 exons.